Molecule: messenger RNA, 1545 nt
Organism: Ectocarpus sp. CCAP 1310/34
Lineage: Eukaryota; Phaeophyceae; Ectocarpales; Ectocarpaceae
Source: the annotation of a GenBank genome assembly
CGUUGUUCGUUGUCGCGUUGUUGCUGCACGGCACACAAGGCCCGCCUCCCUCCCCACAGCAACAACAGACAGGUCAGGUAAAGGGAAAGAAAGAACGCUCUACUCAGAAACGAUGAAGAUCUUCCAGGCCUUGAUUCUCGGCAUGGCUCUUGUGGCCGGCACCGUGAGUGCCGAUGGCGACGUGACUGAUGUGACUCACCGUGUGUACUUCGACAUCAGCAUUGCUGGACAGGAGGCUGGCCGCAUAACGAUGGGACUGUUCGGUAACGCCGUACCCAAGACUGUCGAGAACUUCAGGCAACUGUGUACCGGGGAGGCCGGGCCCGGGAAGGUCUACCGAAAGCCGCUGCACUACAAGGGCUCUGCUUUCCACCGCGUCAUCCCGCAGUUCAUGCUCCAGGGCGGCGACUUCACCCACGGAACUGGUACGGGUGGCGAGUCCAUCUACGGCGGAAAGUUUGAAGACGAGGCCUUUCCCCCUGAGCUGGUCCACGACAAGCCUGGAGUUCUGUCGAUGGCCAACUCGGGUAAGGACACGAACGGGUCGCAGUUCUUCAUCUGCACCGUGCCUACUCCGUGGUUGAACGGCAAGCACGUCAUCUUCGGACAGGUGGAGGAAGAGAGCAUGGAACUCGUGUCAAGAAUCGAGAAGCUCGGCAGCCGAAGCGGAGCUCUCUCGGAAAAGGUGGAGAUUACCGAGUCCGGAGAGCUCCAGUAGAAGAGCAGAGCAGAGCAUCGCGCAGUACCGUGUGCGCGAACGCUAAUGUGAUGUUUCACGGGAAAGGCGGGGCAAUUUCAGUGCUGGAGCGUUAGGUCACGGUUUAAUUGGCUGGCCGCCGUUACCUCAAUAUGUCCAGCUGUUCAGGGAGGUAUUACUGAAGUGGUAUCAGGUGUCCAGUGGAGUUGGAAUGUUCGGGGUUGCUGCUCUCCACGUUCAGCAACAUGCGAUUUCAGGACGCGAUUCCAGGAUUAGGGUACGAUUACUACAGGCGGUCCUGCUGUUUGUGUAACAGUGACAAGUGUGAGUUCAUGUUUGUGGUUUUGAUGCCAACGUGUUGCGAACAGCAUCAGCCUCUGGGUGUGCUGUUACUGCGGCGUAUCGUAUGAUGAGUGUUGGGGUAACCACAAUCUAGUUGUAGUGACACGUUCGACCCUCUUUGGGUAGACAUACCGACCGGGUGUGAUGUGGUGCCCAAACACUCACCACGAACGACUUUGGCCACCCAAAGACGCAGGAAACUUUUGUGAAAAAAAAACAAUCGUUUCUACUACGAAGUCGCUGAUGUCAAACCGCCAGUGCCGUGAAAGACACACAAUCAGUCACCCGAUGUCGAAAAGGGACCCCUCGUCAAGUCAACCCCACAACGGCGCAUGGCAAUUAUGCCAUUCCGGGCCUUGCACACCUACCCUGUGUCCUUCCUUCCUUGAUGCCCCCGGCACAACAAGGUUAGACAUACAACGCAGGUGGUGUGUCCGAAACCAUCCCAACGUGUGUCCAUCUUCCAGCUACGUGAUGUCCAUACCCCCCCCCCCCCCCCCCCCCCC